Molecule: messenger RNA, 924 nt
Organism: Lasiodiplodia theobromae
Lineage: Eukaryota; Fungi; Ascomycota; Dothideomycetes; Botryosphaeriales; Botryosphaeriaceae
Product: Mitochondrial carrier protein
Exons: 1
Coding region: 1-924 (307 amino acids)
Biological process (GO): mitochondrial citrate transmembrane transport
Source: RefSeq, a predicted model, not a curated record
AUGGCACACAUCGCAUCCUCCCCCAAACCCCGGGCCAUUCCCACCACCGAUUCCCACCCCAAACCCACCAUUUCCCCCAUCGCCUCCCUCAUCUCCGGUAGCAUCGCCGGCGGCAUCGAAGCAACGCUAACCUACCCCUUCGAAUACGCCAAGACCUGUCUCCAACUCCGCUCCGCCACCUCUGCGGGCCCUUCCAGCACUAACCCCUUCCACGUGCUCCUCCACACCGCCCGCACCGAAGGGAUCCCAGCCAUCUACGCCGGCUGCUCCACGCUCGUCCUCGGCACCGCGCUGAAGGCCGGCGUGCGCUUCACGACCUUCGACAGCGUCAAGAAUAGCCUCGCCGGACCGGACGGGCGGCUCAGUCCGGCCCGCAGCAUCUUUGCCGGGAGUGUUGCGGGUGCAGUGGAGUCCGUCGUCGCCGUCACGCCGACCGAGCGCAUCAAGACGGCGCUGAUCGACGACGCCAAGGGCGCAAGGCGCUUCCGCGGGUCGGCGCCGCGCGCGGUGGCGGUGUUAGUGAGGGAGCAGGGGUUGAGGACUAUGUAUCGUGGGUUGGUUAGUACCACCGCCAAGCAGUCGGCGAACUCGGCGGUACGGAUGGGGUCGUACAACGCCAUGAAGGAGGCGUAUCGGGCCAGGUUUGGAUGUCUGCCGAAGUCGACAGCGGAGACGUUUGUGUUGGGAGCGAUUGCCGGGACGGUCACGGUGUAUGCGACGCAGCCGUUUGAUACGGUGAAGACGCGGGCGCAGAGCGCGCGGGGGGAGAGGCUGGGGCAGGCGGUGAGGGGGGUGUGGCGGGAUGGCGGGGUGAGGGGGUUUUGGAAGGGGAGUACGAUGAGGCUUGCGCGGCUGGUGUUUGCGGGGGGGAUUGUGUUUUCUGUGUAUGAGUUCGUGGCUGAUUCGAUUAAGGACGUGGUUUGA